AUGGCUAAUCGUACUUGGGGAAGAAAUGGUCCUGCAUAUAAUGUUGGAGGCGGCUACAUGGCUCCUAAUGCCCCACAAAUGGGUGCCAAUAUGAAUUACUAUCAAAUGACCCAAAUGGAUAGACGGGCAAUGUACACAAACAAUCCAGGUGUCAAGCCAUACAGUGGAGGUGGUUAUCGCGAUGACGGUGCUUAUCGCCGUCGAGAUGACUAUCGCCCUGGUAAGCGACCAAGAGGUAAGAGCCCAGGCGGUGAUAGGCAUUCUCAUGGCCACGAUGUCUAUCAUAAGGAUAGGGCAUCGGGUAGACGUCCGCAAUAUUCAUCUCGCUACGAAGUCAAAAUUCCAAAACUUCCAUUGACGCUAAAAUCUGCGACAUUCCCCGAGCUUAAGUUACUGUAUCAUGGCCUUACUAUUCCUGGCGAUUACUCAAAAGCCAUCUUCUCGUGGCAAGAAGCUUUCCCAAUGUACGAACCUAUGAAGAUCGCUACCAAAACGGAAUUCUAUAUUUUGCACAGGGAUGUGGAAUCACCAUUUACCCAUCCUACUAAUGCACUAAGUGUUUCAGACGCGGAUUAUUCAUAUUCAGUUCGUAUUCUCCCCAUAGCUUCACCAGAAUUAGGUGAACUUUAUAAGCAAACCUUCCGUGCUGCUGACGAGAAGGUCGAUGUUGAAAAAGUUUCUGCUAUUAAAAACAUCCAUUUCUUACUCGGUGGAAAAACCAAGGUUGACACCUUGGCCAUUGGUGGUCCAUGGUCUCCUAGCUUGGACGGGGCUGAUCCUGAAAGUAAUCCAAAGACGCUUAUUAAUACUGCCAUUAGAACCUUCAAAGGUUUCACUGGUGUAGAUUUGUCAUCUGUAACGGAGUGGGUUCGCUUCCUCGAACUUCGCUACUAUCGCAUGGCAGGCACUAAAGCUCCUGCACUCAUUGAAGAUGAGGAAGAAAGAGAAAUUACGGAAGACAAAACCGAAGUCGUUGUCUUCUUGAUUCCAAAUUGUUCUCACCUUGUUCCCAACGAUAAGGCUUGGGAACAGACGAAAAAGUCCUAUCAGGAUGCAUUCCAGAAGUUAAUUUCGACUCCAGAAACACCUGCGAAGCCCGAGGAAGGUGUUAAACCAGAGGAGCCUUCUGUGACAGAGACGGCAAUGGAAUCUUCUCAAGUUUCUGAAACUACAAUGGAGGAGACCCUUGAUAGCUCUCAUGCUGAACCUAUUGAAGGUGAACCGACAAACUACUCAAAACUUGACAUCAAUAGCAUGAAGGUGAAUGAACUGAGAGCUGAAUUAAAUGCCAGAAAAUUGGAUUCUAAGGGUGUUAAAGCCACUCUUAUUAGUCGCCUUCAAGCUGCUAUUGAUGAAGAACGAAAAGCGGAAGAGAGUGAGAAUGAGCCCAAACCCAUUGAUGAACCCAUAAAACAGUCAGCCGAGGAUUUGCCAACUAGUCAAACACCAGCAACUGAAGUCACUGCAGUGGAGCCAAAGAAGGAACAAGCGCAGAAAGAGAUCUCAGAAAAAGAACGUCGUCGUUUGGAGCGUCUCUAUCGUUUGGGUGAUAAGGCGGCUAUUCUAAUCCAUCCUAACCGCUUGGCACGUGGCGGUCGAUUCGAUUGUCAUCGAGUUUCGUUGCAUUCCCUUCUCAAUUAUCCCCAGUCUGAUGAGCAACAAAAAGAGCUCAACUUUGAGGUCUGCCUGUUUGCCGAGCAGUUCCAUACUAUGAUGCAGCGUGAUUGCGCUUUCACUAUCUUCAAAGGAGUCUACUCUGCACCUGAAAAGGAUGGAAAGGCCGAACAAAAUGGACACGAUGAAUCCGACGUUAAGCGUAGAAAGCUCGAAGAAGAGGAAGAAACCACUCCGACUAGUGAGAGUGAGGAUGCCAACAAGCCGCGAAAAAUGCGAAGGACUGUCGAAUUCGAUCUUCUUUUUGCAUUCUCGUUCUUUGAUUCGGGUCACGCUGGCUACAUUCGUGAGCAUGAUCUAGUUGAUAUUCUCCAUCUUCUCAACUUGGGCUAUUCGAAAUCCCAACUGAAGAAGCUAGUUGGAAAAGUAGCUCACAGAGACAACGUGCGCUUCAGAAAUCUUACUGAUCGUGCUGUUGUUGAAGGUGACGAUAACGAUGUUAUCACUUUGAAGCUCCAACCGAAUGAUCCAGAAUUUCUACGUGAUCUUGCGGCUGGUAAUGACCUGCUGUUUGGAGGUGAAAAACCUGAGGGCUCUUCAAAGGUUAUUGUCGCUCCAUCAGUUGGUACUGAGGAGUUACUCAAACGUGUCCAAACUGCAGAGGAACUGAAGAAUGCAAUGGAAUUGAAGUUCUUCCAAAUCAAGGACGAGUUGGAAAAGACUCGUUCACGUCUGAAUGCCAGCAAGGACAUUGAAGAUCGUUUGAAGAAGGAGAAUCGAGAGAAUGCAGACAAAUUGCGUGAAGAAAUACGUAUCAGCCGGGACAAUAAGAGCCUAGUGUCAACGUAUAAUUACCUACUAAAACAUUCUAAGGAUCUUAUGAUGAAAGCAGUUGGGGAAAUUGAUAAACAGUUCGAGAGGGAAAGGGCCAAACGUGAAGCUGCAGAGGCGGAGAAAUUGAAACGAGAGAGUGUUGAAGGUGGAGAGAAGAAGGAAGAAAACCCUGCAACCUCAGAAGAUGAAAAGAAGGAUUUACAGAAGGGUGGUGAAGACAAACCGGAAUGGGAAGUUGUUGAUCAAGUGUAA
Messenger RNA from Rodentolepis nana, 2700 nucleotides. The record is from the annotation of a GenBank genome assembly. NCBI's taxonomy places the organism in Eukaryota, Metazoa, Platyhelminthes, Cestoda, Cyclophyllidea, Hymenolepididae.